Messenger RNA from Linum trigynum, 1955 nucleotides. The record is from the annotation of a GenBank genome assembly. Lineage: Eukaryota; Viridiplantae; Streptophyta; Magnoliopsida; Malpighiales; Linaceae.
GAUCAACAUAACGUGAUACAUUUGACCAAAAUCAAUAGUAUUCAUAAAACUGCAUCAAGUCUCAAGUCCCAUAAGUACCAAACUCAGCUAACUUCAUACUGGAGUUCUUGGAAUCAUCGAUCUUGUGAUGCACUGUCGAGUUCCUAUGAUUCGUGAAUGCUGGCAAUGAGGUCAGUACUAAUCCUAAUUCCAUUAUCAUACUCGAAUAGACAACCAUGCACAUGCAAUGCUUUAGGUACAUUAUUGGGUACAUUGUGAGGCGCACUUGAGCUUAUGAUUCUUGUUUACUUUGAGAAUCUUGCAUAUUUCAUCUUACAAUGGGGUCCUGUCAUCGACCUAACUAGCACACCACCACGAUCACCAAUUUAUAACAUGGUUUCCUCCAGUGGAAAACAAGGUACCACACGCACUACACAGCUGUGGAGUACCAAUCUCCAUACAAUCCAGGAGUGGCGAUCCAUGACUUCUUUACAACUCAUGAGUGAGGGUCCGCGACCUCCUUACAAUUCAGGAUAGGGGAUCCGUGCAUAAAAUACUCCCUCACUAUGGGGAGUGAGGUGACCGUGUGCAGCUAGCUAAGCAAGGUCUAAUCUUUCCCUGACUGAUUAAUUUGAUACCUUAAUCGUACUUGCUCGAUCAAUCUCUCACACGAUGGAGAGACUUACUUAACCUUAUCGCUCUUACUUAACUUGAGAAGUUUGAGCUUAGUUAAGGUGAUCUCCGGGAAUAUCUAAACUUAUUAACCUUCACCUGACUAGUUUAGGAUUGAACUUAUAUUUGCUUGGCUUAAAACGUAGUUCAAUGAUACUAUGUGCAUAAAGUAAAACCUGAACGUGAAGAAAUUACCUUAACAUGGAAGCAUAUAAAGAAUAAUUGAAACAUUAAACCAGAACUGAAAUGCAUAACAUGAAUUUAAAUGCAUAGACCGAUAACGAAAGUACUCUAGCCCUUUAACCACGCACCUUAGCCGAUCGACAUGAAUUCGUGAGGUAUCAUUUCUAUCCAUGUCCAUUCCUUCUGAUCGCUACUUGAUCACGUACGCCUGCAUGUAUAUAUGACCAAACCACCUUAAGAAUCCAUGCACCUCUCGUUUUUAUUCAUUGGGGUUUCUUUUAAACUUCGCCGUGGAUGUCUCCUCCAGUGACCUUUGGCAGCUUCAACCCCCUGUUGGUUUGAAAUUUUCUUCCUAUGAAGGCUCCACAAUUCCAAUAGAUCCCCGUAAUUGCAGCAAGCAAUGAUAUCGCUCUUGUCCUUCCUCCUCAACUGGUCGGCCCCAAGAGGUGGACCAAAGAAAGAGGCUGCUGGCUCCUCGGCCGCGAUCCAACUGAACCACUACCCGGCAUGCCCCGACCCAGACCGAGCCAUGGGUCUCGCCCCGCACACAGACUCCACCCUCGUCACCAUCCUCCACCAGAGCAACACCAGCGGGUCGCAGGAGCUGAGGGCCGGCGGAGGGACUGGAUGGGUUACGGUCCCUCCGAUUCGAGGCGGGCUGGUCGUGCACAUCGGCGACCUGCUCCACAUACUGUCGAACGGGUUGUGCCUGAGCGUGGUCCAUCGGGCCAUGGUUAACCGGGACCGGAACCGGAUAUCGAUUGCCUACCUUCAUGGCCCACCUUCGAAUGUGAGAAUCUCGCCCGUGCAAAAACUUGUGGGGCCAAGUCAACCUCAAAUGUAUAGGGCAGUGAGUUGGAGUGAGUACCACAGGCUCUUCUAGUGCGUUUCGAAUUCAUUAUGAACAGCAGGCACGUCUGAAUCUCAACCUCUUUCAUAAUGCUUACCAUGUUUGUGAUAGUUAUGCCAUAAGAAAAGAGGAAUGUAGCUUGUCAGCAUCGAUUUCCAUUCUUUGCAGCAAACUCAUGAAAUAAUACCAACUCAUCUAUGCUUGUUUUAAACAUCCACCAAUCUAAAGCCACUGGCCUAAUGGAGAAAGCUAAUGAACGGGACCUCAAGAU